This is a messenger RNA of Neomonachus schauinslandi (Hawaiian monk seal), 1122 nucleotides long. It is a transcript of the gene NLRP1, whose product is annotated as NLR family pyrin domain containing 1. Lineage: Eukaryota; Metazoa; Chordata; Mammalia; Carnivora; Phocidae. The transcript has 4 exons. Bases 106 to 522 code for a protein of 138 amino acids. The record is from RefSeq and is a predicted model, not a curated record.
UGGAGUCCUCUGCAUGACAGGCUCUUCUCUGAGCUCAGCCCACUUCCCGGCACCAUCGAGGCUCAGGCUGGGACCCUGAGGAGCAGAGAAGGCUGCAGAAGGCAGAUGGCGUGGAGGUGGCCUCAGGCCUGGUGGGUUCAUCGGGAGCAGCGGGCCUGGGAUCUGGCCCUCCGCACCUGGGAGCCGAUGGGCCUGAGCGGGCUGUGCGCCCAGGCCCGAGCAGAGGCAGCCUUCAUUCCAGGCAAUUGCCCCCCACUCCCCUGCUCCCCGAGUGCAGCCAGCGUGCAGUCCCCCAGCGGGCCCACCUCCACCGAGGUGCUGAGGUUCGUCCAGGACGCAGAGACGGGAUGUUGGAGACAGCCACCGGACACAUCUGGACACACGCGGAACCGCUCUGCAUGGCCGCCUCGGGCCAGUGUGGAAGCGCUGGUCCAUGCUCAGGCAGCGCUUGCAGACAGAGCCAGGGCUGGAACCUGGAACCAGCCGUUCCUGCUGCCGCUCUGUGGAAGUCCCCACUGCUGAUCUCACAGCCCCUCUGCUUUCCCUCCACCUGGUGCCCAGCACCCCUCUCCGCUCCCGAGCUCGAGCUCCACUGCCCUCGUUCCCCUGACCUCACCUGCUUUCUGUGUGACUGAAGCAAGUCACUUCAUCCCCCGGCCCCACCGUGUCCCCGCUUCCCCAGCUGAGCCUUCAGGCUCUGCAGGCUCCCCUCCAGCCCCACCCCCCAGUACAGAAUGGGUACGUCUGUGACCCACACCAAAGAGUCCAUUUGCACAGAAGUGUGAGUGUGCGGUGCAGUUCUGCUGACGUACUAUGGGGGAGAGGGUUAGACCGGUCACGUGUCGCCCCACAAAGGCCCCCCUGGUGCCCCCGCCUGCAUCUGUCUCCCCGGCGACCCCCCUCCAUGCAGCAUCUGGUCCCACCGCUUCUCCCCCAUGAUGACCGUGAUGCAGAGCGAUGCUGCCCUGUCCCAACUUGCUGGCCCCGGGUUCAGAUGCCGCCUGGUAACUACUUGUCCUGGAAAGGAGGCGCCCGACCCUGCCAAGUGGCUUCUCAGCAUCUUCUACCUAAUAGACGUUCUUGCCGGAAGGAAAUUCCAGGCCAGCUACUAAGAGAAUAAAA